AUGGCGAACGCUAGCGAGCCGGGCGGCGGCGGCGGCGGCGGCGGCGGGGGCGAGGCGGCGGCGCUGGGCCUGAAGCUGGCCACGCUCAGCCUGCUGCUGUGCGUGAGCCUGGCGGGCAACGUGCUGUUCGCGCUGCUGAUCGUGCGGGAGCGCAGCCUGCACCGCGCGCCGUACUACCUGCUGCUCGACCUGUGCCUGGCCGACGGGCUGCGCGCGCUCGCCUGCCUCCCGGCCGUCAUGCUGGCGGCGAGGCGCGCGGCGGCCGCGGCGGGGGCGCCGCCGGGCGCGCUGGGCUGCAAGCUGCUGGCCUUCCUGGCCGCGCUCUUCUGCUUCCACGCCGCCUUCCUGCUGCUGGGCGUGGGCGUCACCCGCUACCUGGCCAUCGCGCACCACCGCUUCUACGCCGAGCGCCUGGCCGGCUGGCCGUGCGCCGCGAUGCUGGUGUGCGCCGCCUGGGCGCUGGCGCUGGCCGCGGCCUUCCCGCCCGUGCUGGACGGCGGCGGCGGCGGCGGCGGCGGCGGCGACGACGAGGACGCGCCCUGCGCCCUGGAGCAGCGGCCCGACGGCGCCCCGGGCGCGCUCGGCUUCCUGCUGCUGCUGGCCGUGGUGGUGGGCGCCACGCACCUGAUCUACCUCCGCCUGCUCUUCUUCAUCCACGACCGCCGCAAGAUGCGGCCCGCGCGCCUCGUGCCCGCCGUCAGCCACGACUGGACCUUCCACGGCCCCGGCGCCACCGGCCAGGCGGCCGCCAACUGGACGGCGGGCUUCGGCCGCGGCCCCACGCCGCCCGCGCUCGUGGGCAUCCGCCCCGCGGGGCCCGGCCGCGGCGCGCGCCGCCUCCUCGUGCUGGAGGAGUUCAAGACCGAGAAGAGGCUGUGCAAGAUGUUCUACGCCGUCACCCUGCUCUUCCUGCUGCUCUGGGGGCCCUACGUCGUGGCCAGCUACCUGCGGGUCUUGGUGCGGCCCGGCGCCGUCCCCCAGGCCUACCUGACGGCCUCCGUGUGGCUCACCUUCGCCCAGGCCGGCAUCAACCCUGUCGUGUGCUUCCUCUUCAACAGGGAGCUGCGGGACUGCUUCAGGGCCCAGUUCCCCUGCUGCCAGAGCCCGCAGACCACCCAGGCCACCCUCCCCUGCGAUUUGAAAGGCAUCGGCUUAUGAAAGGGGGUGUCCCCCCCUCCCUCCCUCCACCCGCCCACCCCGCCUUUCCCUUUUGGCUCGGACCGUGGUGUCGUUGCUCCCUCUCCUAGCCCCCCUAAUUAAUUUUCUAAGCUGCCUUCAAAAUGACUCUCCAAAGUGCAUAAGCACUUGGACUGUACAGACUACUUUUUUUUCGGGGGGGGGGGGUGGACUGGGGGGAGGGAUGGGUUUCAAUGUUCCAGCCCCACCCCAGCUCCGUGCAUUUGUCUUACUAAGUAUAUUUUCAUCCUGACAAUAGGCCUUGGAGUCUUUGUACUGGUACUGACAUCCUUUAUUCCAUGUGUUCCCCCCCUCCUUUUUUUCCUUUUCCUUUCUCUUCUUUUUUCUUUUCUUUUUCUUUCUUUCUCUUUCUUUCUUUCUUUCUUUCUUUCUUUCUUUCUUUCUUUCUCUUUCUUUCUUUCUUUCUUUCUUUCAUUCUUUUCUUUCUUUCCUUUUUUUUUUUUUUUUUUUAAAUAAAGGCUAAACUAAUUUUCUUCAUGCAACGUUUCCUAAAGACCAUGGCCAGUUUUCUACAGAAGCUAUUUUUGACAACCUCAAGUGGCAUUACAUUUUGCAGUGAAGUAGAGGAACCUAGGGGGGACUUCACGAGUUUGAUUUCUUGAGGGUCUUCUGUUGGAAAGCAGGAGGAAGGGGGGAGAUUGUCUUGAGUUCCCUCUGAGUUGCCAGCGGCCGUGGAGUCAGGUCUGGUACUUUGAAAGUGUUGAAAACUUUGUUCGGUAAUUGAUGAUGAAUUUAAAGAGCAGAAAUGGGAGUGUAAAGUAGCAAGGCAGUGUUUUUUAAGCGGUAACAGGAUUUGUUUCCUACCUUACUUUCUACUACUAUAAAAUACACAUCAACAACUGCUCUCUGUAUUAUACCAAUCUUGAGUGGAAACAUUUCUGUAAAAUUGUAACUUUUAAAAGAGUAAAAGUGUUUUGGUUAGUGAUGGUGUGGAGAAAAUACAGUAUUGCAUGUUUUUGUACUGAUUGUGGUUCACGGAAUGGGAAGGCUCUGAGAAGCAGAGUACUAAAUCAGAAUUGCUUAGGUAUUUUUUGCCAAUAAAACUUAAAAUACAUGUAUGGAAACAGCUUGUGCUUUGAGAAGCCCAGUUUUGUUGUCUUAAGAAACUAAUUUCCACUUUGAAAAGUGUUCUUUUGUUCAUGGUAUAAAUGAAUGGAAUAUAAUGAUACUCUACUUCUACAAGACAAAGCAUUUCCUUAAAAUGUUUGCUAGGUUAAGCUGUGCUGUUCAUCUGAUGGAUAUUUUAAAUUAAUAAUGACAACCAUAAUUUUAAAUAUUUGUUAGACACAUUGCAAUCUUAAAUGGAAAGACUAAAUUCUGCAAGUACUGUAUAAUAUUUUUUGCUUAUGAUGCUACAUUUUUAUUAAUGUACCUUCCGUUUUGAGGAUUUAUAUCUGUAUUUCUCUUUGCAUUAUACAAAUAUACCAGUAUUUUCAUUCUGGA
Canis lupus familiaris (dog) is the source of this 2640-nucleotide messenger RNA. RefSeq names its product G protein-coupled receptor 27 (gene GPR27). Gene Ontology annotation, biological process: G protein-coupled receptor signaling pathway. NCBI's taxonomy places the organism in Eukaryota, Metazoa, Chordata, Mammalia, Carnivora, Canidae. Gene Ontology annotation, molecular function: G protein-coupled receptor activity. The record is from RefSeq and is a predicted model, not a curated record. The transcript has a single exon. Gene Ontology annotation, cellular component: plasma membrane. Bases 1 to 1158 code for a protein of 385 amino acids.